CGGGCGAUCACACACACACACACACACACUUAGCUUGUGAGACAGUCAAUGUGAGAGCAGCCCUACCUGUCCAACUGCAUGAGAUCAAAACAUUGCCGCCUCAUAUCAAAGAAGAACCCCCAACAGAUCUAGCGGUGUAGAGAAUGACCAGAACAAGGAAGAGCAGAGAGUUGCUGUUUCUAGCUGUGUUAUUGAUAACAUUGACAGCAUGUCUAGCUGAAGAUGAAGAGACUGGUAUCGGAUGCCCAGAAAUCGCUUGUCGAUGUCCUUUUGGGACUUACUGGACGACCGACUCUAAAGGAUGUACUACGUGCUCUUGUCUCCCCCAAAACUGCUCCGUAGACUGCUUGAAUCUCAAUUGCCCCAACGGCCGAAUAGUAGCCCCAGACGGAUGCCCAACUUGUUCUUGCCAGCCAGUAGAAUGCAGACUCGCUAAUUGCCCUAUAAAUGAAUGCGCCAACGGCUUCGCUAAAGACAAAAGAGGAUGUAUAAUCUGUCAGUGCAAUAAAUGCCCGUUGUUGAUUUGCCCGAAUAUGAUGUGUCCUCAACAUUUUAUUUACGAAGUGGAUCAAUACGGAUGUAGAGUCAAUUGUACUUGCCUAGGCCUUGAAUGUCCAGUGCAUGACUGCUUACCGGACACUUACUGCCCCAACGGCUUCGCUAUGGACGCAAAUGGCUGCUCAACAUGUAAAUGCCAAUUGAUCGAUUGUCCAGUUUUGACAUGUCAAGCGUGCCCUAACGGUUUCCUGUCUGACUCAAACGGCUGUCUGACAUGCCAAUGCAAGCUUUAGAGUGUUCAUCCGUUUACGACAUCGCAACGGCUACAAAACUGUUUAGAACAGCUGACAAAUUUGUAAACGUAAACUUUUAAUUUUUAAUAUUUCUAAUAAAGAAAUAGAAUGAAAUCCACAUUGUCCAAGCUUAAAUCAACUCGCGUUUUUUGAAGUUUCACACAAUUAUAUUUUGUAGCAAACAAGAUAUGAAUCAAUACAAAAAAUCUACUAUUUAGUUAACUAACUAUUGGUAUCCCUAACCCUAACACUACUAUCUUUGUACUAUCCAUUUCUCCCACAGACAUUCUCAGAAGUUGAUGUUUUACACAAUUAUAUUUUGUACCUAGCACGAUAUGAAUCUAUAAAGAAAUCAACUAUUAUUUUGUUUGGUAUCGAAAGGGGAAAAUAAAUGCUAGUUUUUGAGAGAUGUG
Messenger RNA from Biomphalaria glabrata, 1204 nucleotides. Its product is annotated as antistasin-like. The record is from RefSeq and is a predicted model, not a curated record. Gene Ontology annotation, molecular function: serine-type endopeptidase inhibitor activity. The transcript has 2 exons. Lineage: Eukaryota; Metazoa; Mollusca; Gastropoda; Planorbidae. The coding region runs from base 144 to 791 and encodes 215 amino acids.